This is a messenger RNA of Scheffersomyces amazonensis, 396 nucleotides long. RefSeq lists its product as uncharacterized. Lineage: Eukaryota; Fungi; Ascomycota; Pichiomycetes; Serinales; Debaryomycetaceae. The transcript has 2 exons. The record is from RefSeq and is a predicted model, not a curated record. The coding region runs from base 1 to 396 and encodes 131 amino acids.
AUGAAACAAUUAGAAGAUAGAUUAAGACAGAAACAAACUAAAGGAGCAUGCAAAAGAUGCCACUUGAUGCAUCAAGGUGAAUGCAUGAUGGAACAGUUACUAAGUUUCAUUCUUUUGACUGGCUAUUACAAUAUAGACUUGUGUUUUAUUACCUUAUCUAAGAUGUUUAGGAAUCAAGAAAUAAUAUGGAUACUUCACAGCUACGAUGAUUUUCUUAAAGUUAUAUUAAGUGAAUAUCGAGGGACAUAUGGGUAUAUGUACUUCAUAUAUAUAAUGAUCCAACAAGUGAAAGAAGAGGAAACCAGCAUAAUGCAUUACCAUUUGGAUAAGAAGACUAAAAUGGUAUUAAAUUCCUUUACUUUAAUUAAAGUCACCUUAAAUACAACUAUUAUGUGA